ACCAACAAAAUUGACAUAUACCGAUAUACGCCGCCAACAUUCCGGAGGAGGACGUUGUCUUGGUGCAGCAGAUGAAGCGCAGCCAAGGCCACUUCUCUUCUUCCACUUUGUCCAUGUCUUUAACAUUUACGGCACAUUCAACUCUUUAACACUCACAAUCUUUCUCCUCUUUUCUCCCAUCUCAAACUGCUCAAAAAGGAUUUUGAUUUGGUGAUGAUAUCAGAAAGUAAUUCUCUUUUUGAUUGAUUGAGAAUUUAAUUUUAUAGAAUUUGAAGAUGGCGUAUAGGCGUAGUGUUUGUACUAGAGCUACGUUUCUAGCUCGACGUUUGAACCCUAGUUUUAGUUACAUUACUCAUGACCAUGAUAAAAACAAUAACAAUGAUAAGAAUGAAGCGCCAUCCGGGCGGAAAAUCGACGAAUAUAUGACUCAGAGGAGGUCUUUUGGAAGUUAUAGGAACAAUUUUACAUCACCCAGUAGUUUAUUUGAUCACCAGAGGUCAUUUUUACCUGGAAUUGGAAAUGGGGUUAUGAAUUCACAUAGAUAUAUGUCGACUUCAAUUGGUAAAGGGACAGAAAACGUCGAAUUUAUUAGUGAUGUUGCUGGGGUUAUUAGUGAUGCCCCAGUGGAGGUUGUAGCUUCUCAGGCACCUAUUUUGAGCGAAGUUGCGACUGCUGCUGCGGAUUCUGCUUAUCCAGUUGCCGCUUUGCAGUAUGUGAUUGACGGGGUUCACACUUUUACUGGUUUGAACUGGUGGGCUUCAAUAGUUCUUACAACUCUGUUGAUUCGUGGGCUUACAGUCCCAUUCCUGAUUAAUCAGCUCAAAGCAACUUCCAAGUUGUCGAUUAUGAGGCCACGGUUGGAGGAAAUAAAGGAGGAGAUGCAAGCCAGGGCUGAUGAUCCUAAUGCUGUUAGGGAAGGUAAAGAGAAAAUGAAUGUGCUUUUUAAAGAAUAUGGCGUUACACCCUUUACUCCUCUAAAAGGGCUCUUCAUUCAAGGUCCUAUCUUCAUCAGUUUUUUCUUAGCUAUAUCAAAUAUGGCUGAGAAGGUUCCAUCAUUUAAAAAUGGUGGAGCUUUUUGGUUUACUGAUCUUACAACUCCGGAUGCUAUGUACAUCUUUCCUGUUUUGACAGCAGUGUCCUUCCUGAUCACUGUGGAGUUCAAUAUGCAGGAGGGUAUGGAAGGCAAUCCUGUUGCUAGCACCAUGAAAAAGUUUUCGAGAGGCCUAGCUGUUCUUACUGUUCCAUUCACCAUGAGUUUUCCGAAGGCUAUAUUUUGUUAUUGGGUUACUUCUAAUAUCUUCUCCUUCGCGUAUGGAUCUGUGCUUAAAGUUCCCGGUGUUAAGAAGGCGAUUGGAGUUCCUGAAAUACCAAUUCCACCACCUAGCUCCUCAAAACAAAGCACACAAUCUGGCUUUUCUUUCUUUGAAGCGCUCAAACAAGCCUCUGCAGCCUCUCAGUCAAAAAAACCCGUUUCGACACCUGCAGCUAGUGAUCAACCAAAGCUCACCGAAGGAAAACCCUCAUCAUCAUCAACAGUUUUGAGUCAACGCCUGAAAAGUUUAGAGAGACAAGUGAAGCAAAGAAAGAAAAACAAAAAGAAAUGAUGGUUUAGCUUGUUCUAUAACAUCUAUCCUGUUAGUUUUUUUGGUAUUAUUUGAAGCUACAUUAAAACUUGUCAUAGAAUAAAUGUAUCCUUAUUGGUAAGGUUUACUCGCAAGUAUAGCGAGAUUUUGCCCCGUAGAAGUUAGAAUGCUACAGGCUAUCUUUGAAGAACAUAAUGUCAUGAUGUAUUAUCUUUUCAGCUUGUCUAUUAUGUUUCCGGGUAUACCGUAGAACUAUGUGUAUUCAGGCUUUGUCUGCAGCUCAUUUAUUCAUUUGAUGCUAUUUGUUGGUAA
Molecule: messenger RNA, 1895 nt
Organism: Beta vulgaris subsp. vulgaris (sugar beet)
Lineage: Eukaryota; Viridiplantae; Streptophyta; Magnoliopsida; Caryophyllales; Amaranthaceae
Product: mitochondrial inner membrane protein OXA1
Exons: 10
Coding region: 276-1604 (442 amino acids)
Biological process (GO): mitochondrial respiratory chain complex IV assembly; protein insertion into mitochondrial inner membrane from matrix
Cellular component (GO): mitochondrial inner membrane
Molecular function (GO): membrane insertase activity
Source: RefSeq, a predicted model, not a curated record